Fomitiporia mediterranea MF3/22 is the source of this 960-nucleotide messenger RNA. RefSeq lists its product as uncharacterized. Lineage: Eukaryota; Fungi; Basidiomycota; Agaricomycetes; Hymenochaetales; Hymenochaetaceae. The transcript is spliced from 8 exons. The record is from RefSeq and is a predicted model, not a curated record. Gene Ontology annotation, biological process: very long-chain fatty acid biosynthetic process. Gene Ontology annotation, molecular function: oxidoreductase activity, acting on the CH-CH group of donors. The coding region runs from base 16 to 960 and encodes 314 amino acids.
CGUAAAUUUAUAGCAAUGGUGUCAGUGACGAUCUCCUCGUCAGGUUCACCUCCUGCUGUCGCGCUCAAGCUGCCCAUUACUGUCGUUCUCGGUGAAAAAACUCUAGAGAACGCGACGGUUGCGGACGUCAAGAAAGCUAUAGCUGCGCAGUUUCCCAAAUUUUAUCCUGAACGACAGAAGUUAUCUCUAAAAGGCGACAAGAAAGCACUCUCAGAUGAUGAUACGCUGGCGAAGAUUGGUUUUGAGACAGGAGGAGAGUUGAACGUUAAAGACUUGGGUCCGCAAGUCGGUUGGAGGACUGUGUUUUUGGUGGAAUACGUUGGACCAAUUAUUAUCCAUCCGCUGUUCUAUUACUUCCCCAAACUAUUUUACGAUGGCGACUUUCAGCAUAGUCUUCUGCAGAAGUAUUGCUUUGCGUUGGUUAUGUUCCAUUUCCUCAAGCGCGAAUACGAGACAAUCUUUGUCCAUCGCUUCUCUAAAUCGACUAUGCCGCUCCGGAAUAUAUUCAAAAAUUCAUUCCAUUAUCACGUCUUUGGCGGUGUUCUGCUUGCAUUUGCACUGUACCGACCAAAAUACUCUGCAUUCUCUCCAACUAUCCUAGGCUCGAAUCGUAAUGAUCUGUCUUUCCUUUGGCUUUGGACGGGAGUGUUCCUUUUCGCGGAGUUUUCCAACCUGAAGACUCACUCGACGCUACGUUCUUUACGACCUGAAGGCACUCGAAAGCGUGCUAUCCCGUACGGUUAUGGGUUCGACCUCGUAUCGUGCCCGAAUUAUUUCUUUGAGAGCCUUGCCUGGUUUGCGCUUUCCAUGAUGACUGGAAGUUAUGCUGCUUGGUUCUUUUUUGCGACUGGUACUGCACAGAUGACAGCCUGGGCUGUGAAGAAACACGAAGCGUAUAAAAAGGAGUUUGGUAACGAGUAUCCCAAAGGGAGGAAAGUUAUGUUCCCGUUCAUCUUCUAG